Molecule: messenger RNA, 1672 nt
Organism: Drosophila eugracilis
Lineage: Eukaryota; Metazoa; Arthropoda; Insecta; Diptera; Drosophilidae
Gene: Rac2
Product: ras-related protein Rac2
Exons: 1
Coding region: 642-1220 (192 amino acids)
Biological process (GO): small GTPase-mediated signal transduction; establishment or maintenance of cell polarity; regulation of cell shape
Cellular component (GO): cytoplasmic vesicle; cell cortex; cytoskeleton
Molecular function (GO): GTP binding; protein kinase binding; GTPase activity
Source: RefSeq, a predicted model, not a curated record
GCAGAAAUUUUCUUCACUCGCCGCGAAGAUUUCACAGCGUUUGGGCGUGUUUCUUUACCCCGUUUCUGCCUGAGCAAAUCCACAUACAUAUGCGGGCUCAAUUAAUUCAUAAAUAUAGUAUAUCAACAAAAACAGGAAGAACGCCGUCAAAGUGCUGCAUUCAAUUAAGAAUAUUGAUUGAAAAACUCUCGUGAUAAAUCAAACUCCACUUCGAAUUCGCAUCUCGUUCUUUGUACAUGUGUGUCUGUGUUGGCGUGUGGGUAGCAUUUGUAUUAGUGCGUGAGCAAAUUAUUGUAUAAUCGCCAAAAAAAAAAAAAAAAAAUAAUAAAAAGCAAAAACGCCAACGCGAGAACCAAAAGCUAUACAAACAGAAAACCUUGCUGAGCUACGGAAUUCAAAAAAUUGUCUUUACCUGUUUUGAACUCGUAAUUAAAAUAAAGUUACCAACAAAAACUAAUAAAAAUUAAACCUUAAUUUCAAACCUUGCUGACCUACUGAUUUUAAUGAUUACCACAAAGUCAUUAUAAUUAACUACCUACAUAUAAACCAUAAAAGAAACCAGUUAAGCUACUGAAAAUCGACCAGAAAGCCAGCUGAUCUACAAAAACCUCUUGAACUGCUGAAUUCAUCGAUUACCCAGCAUGCAGGCCAUCAAGUGUGUGGUUGUGGGCGACGGAGCGGUGGGUAAGACCUGCCUGCUGAUCAGCUAUACGACCAACGCCUUUCCCGGCGAAUAUAUACCCACCGUAUUCGAUAAUUACUCGGCCAAUGUGAUGGUGGAUGCCAAGCCCAUCAACCUGGGCCUCUGGGAUACAGCCGGUCAGGAGGAUUACGAUCGUUUGCGACCUCUGUCCUAUCCCCAGACAGAUGUCUUCCUCAUCUGUUUCUCACUGGUCAAUCCGGCUUCCUUUGAGAAUGUGAGAGCCAAGUGGUUCCCCGAGGUGCGUCAUCACUGCCCAAGUGUUCCGAUAAUUCUCGUUGGAACUAAACUGGAUCUUCGCGACGACAAACAGACGAUCGAAAAACUGAAGGAUAAGAAACUGACGCCCAUUACCUAUCCCCAGGGCUUGGCAAUGGCCAAAGAGAUAGCUGCCGUGAAAUAUCUGGAGUGUUCGGCCUUGACCCAAAAGGGUCUGAAGACGGUCUUCGAUGAGGCCAUCCGUUCGGUUCUAUGUCCCGUGGUUCGAGGUCCCAAACGACACAAGUGCGCGCUGCUCUAAGAACUUUGAACCCACCAAAAAAAAAAAAGUAACAAAAAAUAACCAGAACUUAACUGAAAGAGAACAAAGUGCAAAUUUCUGUGCAAAAUUUUCAUAUUUCGCUUUGUCGGACUUACAGUUACAAUUAGUAUGAGUUUGUGUGUGUGACUGCGACUUUAACGUGUGAAUGUGACGGCAUGAGUGUGUGAAUGAGUGAGCGUAUUUUUGUUUUUAUUGUCAGCUUUAUGUGGGGGAGCAGCAGCCACAAAAACAACAACAGCUAUCUGCACAGGGCGGGGGGUUGGGUCUCUGGGGGGCAGAUCACGGAUAGAAAGAUAUGUAUACGCAUACGCAUACAUAUAUGAUAGUGGGCAUACACGGGAAAAAAUAAUUAUUGAUUAACUUCUCCAAUUUACAUUUUAUUUUCAUGGGUUUGAGUUAUGACAAUAUAAAAAUACGUUUUUAACUUGAAU